This is a messenger RNA of Tarenaya hassleriana, 1894 nucleotides long. RefSeq names its product terpenoid synthase 17-like. Gene Ontology annotation, biological process: diterpenoid biosynthetic process. Gene Ontology annotation, molecular function: magnesium ion binding; terpene synthase activity. NCBI's taxonomy places the organism in Eukaryota, Viridiplantae, Streptophyta, Magnoliopsida, Brassicales, Cleomaceae. The record is from RefSeq and is a predicted model, not a curated record.
AGAGUUGAUCCUGUAAUGAUCUCAAGUCGUCCUUCCUUAAUUCGGACGACUGCUUCAUGUCGUGUUAAAGCUUCGCCUUCUCCUCAUCUAUGGCUUCACAAUCCUACUUUCCCUUUCCCCGAGAAACGUUCGAAAAAUUUGAAGCUGAAUGCUACGAAUUCUGAUCUCGAAAACACUCGUCCAUUGAUCAAGUUUCCGCCCUCUCUCUGGGCCGACCGCUUCCUCUCCGUCCCCGUCGAGGAUGAGUUGGAACUCAAUGGCCUGACAAGAGAGAUUGAAGAUCUGAAGUCUAAAGUCAGGGAGAAGCUCGCGUUUUCUCCGAGCGAUAAUGACAAGGAGAGAAUCCGAUCGAUCCAUUUACUAAUCAGUCUUGGCCUCUCGUACCAUUUCGAGAGCGAGAUCGAAGAUACCCUCGAUCGUGCUUUUGGAAACUUGGCGGAAAUUAUCGCCGACGAGUAUGAUUUGCACACAAUCUCCAUCAUGUUUCAGGUGUUCAGGCUCUACGGCCAUAACAUGUCUUGCGAUGUAUUCGAUAGAUUUAAAGGAGAUGAUGGGAAGUUCAGAAAGAAUCUAGAAAUGGACGUAAGAGCUAUGCUAAGCUUAUACGAAGCCGCUCAUUUGGGGACGACGUCAAAUGACAUGGAUGAAGCGAUGAGUUUCACAUCGAAAUACUUGGAGUCAUUACCGAUAGACCUCGCAAGCCCGCAUCUAUAUAGUCUCAUUCGAAAUGCUCUAUAUCAACCUCGAUAUCAUAACAUGGAAAUACUAUUUGCAAGAGAAUACAUCUCGUUCUACGAACAAGAAGAAGAUCGUGACGAGAUUCUCCUGAAGUUUGCGAAGCUCAAUUUCCGACGUAUGCAGCUUCAUUACAUCCAAGAGCUAGAAAUUGUCUCAAAGUGGUGGAAAGGCUUAGACUUGCCGUCCAAAUUACCAUACUUCAGAGACAGAAUUGUGGAGAGCUAUUUCGCUACAGUCGGAGUAUAUCCCGAGCCACGGUAUUCGUUUCAGAGAACGAUGGUUACUAAGAUCUUCAUCAUCGCAACUGUAACUGUAGUGGACGACUCGUGUGAUGCAUACGUUACUCUUCCUGAAGUUGCCAGUCUUGUCCAUGGCUUGGAAAGGUGGGAUCUCGGUGUUAUCGACAGCAUACCUGACUACAUGAAAAUCGUCCUUAGGCAUGCGUUGCUGAUUUUGUCAGAGGUCGAACGGGAAGUUAAGCCAGAAGUUAGAUCACAGAUUAAGCAAGAGACUAUGGAAGAGUUGAAGAUUAUCAUGAGAGCGUUCCUACAAAUAGCACAAUGGGCACGUGCAGGUCACGUGCCAACCUUUGAGGAGUACAUGGAAGUCGGGCUGGUCACGACCGGGAUCGAGUUGCUGAUGAAGCUCGGCUUUGUCUGGAUGGAACAUACCAACCGGAAGAAUGUCUCCGAGUGGCUGAGAUCAAGACCGAAGAUCAUCCAAACCGUAAAUGCUAUGUUCCGCCUGUCAAAUGACAAAGUCUCCUACAAGCACGAGACGAGCAGAGGAGAGGUGGCGAACGGGAUCAACUGCUACAUGAAGCAAUUCGGAGUGACGACGGAAGAAGAGGCGGGUGGGGCGAUCCAGAGAAUGUAUGAUGGCAAUUACAAGAUACUGGUGGAAGAGUUCUUGAACUCAACUGCCAGUACCGAUGUUCCGAGGAAUCUUCUGAUGCGAGUUCUGAAAAUGGUGGGGGUAUUCGACGUCUUCUACAGGGACGGCGAUGGAUUCACGUAUCCUCGAGGAAAGAUCGAUAAACAUAUAACCUCGUUGUUCGUUGAUCGGAUUCAGAUCUGAAAAUUUCGAGCGUGUUAGUUAAGAGAAGAAGUGCCAAUUGUUAUAUGCAUGAUGUUCUAUGUUCAAAUGAAGAAAUAAA